UGCCUUUGAACCUAUACUAUUCUGCAACUUUACUUUUAAAGACUUUAUUCAACAAUUUUUGAUAUGUCUCCCCUCAUUUCUCAGUAUUGCUGUUUUCUGAACCUUAAGCUUUUAAGACCUACCAGCUCGGCUGACUCGCUUAUUUUAUAUUUCUUUAUAUUAUUGUUCAUACAUCUCUGUACCUUCUGUACUAGAUUGCCUCUUUCUAACUGAAAUGCGAGUUUAAGAGUUUACCUGUGCAUCAUACUAUUUAUUUAAUAGAUUGCUUAUUUACUCCCAGUCCUAAAUGAUUUGGCUUUUCCUUCUCUGUAAGAUCUUGUCAGGGCUGAAGAGCUUGAACUAAAUUGCUUCAAGAGUGGUCCUACAGCCCUUGAGAGGUAGGAACCCUUGUACUCAGCAGAGAUAAAACAGAUUCUUUUGCUUCAAGGGAUAUAUCAACUAUGGUGAGGAGCAAUGUCAGAAAUGAUCUCGAGAGUCAUAUGUCAGCCUUCCUCCUAUGGAUCAGAAGCAGGUAACGAGAACUUCUUUUAAUAUUCCAAAACAAGUAGAGUUGAAUGAUGAUAAUACCCCUGAAAGAGUUACUAAUUAUAAAAAAUUAUCAAUGAACAUCCUUAGGAUAGCUAGCAUCGCUGAAGGCAACACAAACAGGAUAUCAAAUUAAAAGACUAUUACAGCAUCUUUCAGGACAAAUAGUAUUGAAAACUUGCAUGCUAGGCAGCAUAUGCAAGGAGGAAAACUUCCCUUCAGAAAGAAUCUGGAUCCUAGCAAUUUGGCGAACAUGGAGGUUGGAAGCAGCUUAACUAUUAAAAAUCAAGCAACAUCAGCAUCAUCAAACCUCCAAUGAGAAAUAGCUUAUCCAAGACGAGAAUGGAUCAUAGCAUUCUGAUGAAAUUUAAAAGAUGAACUCUAGUUUAAAGAACUAACUCACAAGGAAGAACUUUAAUACAUCUUCAAGCACAAAGAACUUGAAAGUUGUCUCAACAUCCUCAAGUGUUUGUGAUGGCUUUACAAGCAAUAGACGAUAUCAACUAACAAACUUAGAGUCUCAUAAAACUCCAAAGGAGGCAAUGAACAUACUUUCUAAAUCAACAAUAGUCUUUCCAAUGAUCAAAAUGCUGAAAAUCUUCAAAGAGCGGAUAAUAGAAGGACUAAUGAUUUUAAUGACCAUAAUAAAGUAAAAGAUGACUGACUUUUCCAAUACCAAUAAAUUUGGCCAACCUCAUUGUGAAGCAAAUGACUACUAUAGGAGAGAACAGAGAAAUCAGUUGUUUCAGUGACAGUUAUCUUCAAAUUAUCAAAAAUCAUAGAAAUAAUUUACAAAACCAGAUAUUGAGUAGAUGAAAGAGAAUUCUAAGGUUCCCUUCACCUUUGCAGUUCCUUGAUUAGUCUCAAGAGGUUAUAGCUUUUCAAUUUUAUUGUGAAUAAUCCACUGAAAUAUCCCAAAAACUAUUCUCCUGGCUUCUCCCAUUUCCUGUCUUCUCUAGUGACCACACCAGACUCCAUAA
Moneuplotes crassus is the source of this 1505-nucleotide messenger RNA. The record is from the annotation of a GenBank genome assembly. NCBI's taxonomy places the organism in Eukaryota, Ciliophora, Spirotrichea, Euplotida, Euplotidae.